Molecule: messenger RNA, 8400 nt
Organism: Numida meleagris (helmeted guineafowl)
Lineage: Eukaryota; Metazoa; Chordata; Aves; Galliformes; Numididae
Gene: LRRC43
Product: leucine rich repeat containing 43
Exons: 11
Coding region: 6154-7944 (596 amino acids)
Molecular function (GO): protein binding
Source: RefSeq, a predicted model, not a curated record
UGAAGUCACCGCUUUGGGAUCCCUGCAUUUGUCUUUCCUUUUGCAAGGCUUAUGUCUGCUGAUGACCUUUUGAAGCUUGGAGUCGUUUUAAGGGACUUGAUGCCCCUGGGGCCCUUCUUGGCUGUAAGAAUCGGCUCACUCUGAUGGGCUUACUCAAAGCAGGUGUGAUUUGUCUUUUCUCACACAUUGGUCACCAGGCUGUAUUUGCUCUGUGCUGCAUAUUCCUUGUCUCACCAAAGCAAUAGCCAGAUGAACAAAAACUGAAAAUUAUCCUCCGUAGUCAUCUGUGCUCGCACAUUUUAGAGGUCGCAAAAGAAUAAGGCUUCAGUACCACUUCCACAAAUCUGUCUGCAGAGCAUAUGUUUCUUCAGCCUAUGUAACAGUGAGCCUGUUCUUCCACAUUUUGCAUGACAUUAUUCUCCAAAUUUAUUGAGGCUCUGAUGUGUUCCUAGAGUGAACAGACACUGAUCUUGAUUGUUGCUGAUUAUAUCAAGCAUAACAGUGAGAAUGUGCUCUCGUGAUGAGAUUAAGCAGACAGAAAUCUAUUCACUUAUGUCUCUGCUUUUAACUUAGAGAUUAGUAAUUCAAAAGUAGCCCUGCUGUUUCUCUAGGAAAGGUAAAACCCUUAAGUCUGUAGGUACUGCACCAAUACCUUGAGCCCUGAUGCUCUUAUUUUCUUGCAGGAUUGGAUUUGGGACUCUUGAUUGACUUAAUACCUGGACAGUGGACUCUGCUGAGCAGUGCUGAGAUUGGACAACACGGUAUUGCCAUGGAACUGAUGUCAGUGUUAGGCAUUAAGCUGCUUAAGUCCAUUAAAAAAAAAAAAAGAUAUUUCACCUUUUCCUUUAAAGACUGUUUUUUGUUGUUUUGUUUUCUUCCCUUGGUAGGAUGCUACAGAUUUCUGCUUGAAUUGUUUGAGAACAGGGAUUUUAUUUUAAAAUCGUUGCUGAAGGCUUGAUGCUGUUUAUGUCCCUCUUGGACUGGUGACUUGGACCUUAACAUAGUUUGAGCAAUUCUGAUGAGUCAAGCCUGUGAUUUCAGGAGAAGAUAUUGCAGCUUUCUUUCUCUGUUCACAUUUAUUUUUUUUUUAAAUAUCUCUAAAUAGAUCUCGCACAAAGCAUUUUAGUAGAAGGCAGUGAAGAACAGUGCUAUUUAAACAGUGAUAAAACUGCACUUCGGCCUGACUUCGCUCUCGGCCAAGCAUACCCAUGCCAGUGGUACUGCAGUGAUGCUAUCAGACCUCUCUGGGAGGAAGCUGUGGCUGUAGAACACUGUUUCUUUACUACUGAUUUGGUGGUGAUUUCAGUGAGGCCGCUAUUAGUAGCUGAUAUGCCAAAAGUAAUGGUUACUGAAAUCGCUCAUUUUUGCUAAUUCUAGAACGGUACAAAAAAAUAGACUUAUAUCUGCUUUAAGCAAAUUAUGCCAAAAGAGAUCACUACUAUAAGGGAAUUGGCACUUCCGUGGGAAAGCAGCAUAGGGCUCUCUCUUCACAUGUACUGUAAUCCCAAAUACUUUCCUAAAAACGGCUUGUAACGGAUCUCUGGCAGAUUUCCUUUUGUCCUAGCACUAGUUGUUUGAAUCUUGGCAAAUGAAACAGAAGCCAGUGCUCACUAGAAUUAAUAAUAACUUAAUUUUUUUUUUAAGCUGUAUUUACACUCAGGAGCUUUCCUACAGCUCUUUUCGUCCAUAAGCUGCUCUUCCUGAAGAGUAUGUUCAUCACCAGGAGGUGUGCAGGCAAUGAAUGCUUGGGCGGCAGGGAAGUGUAGGAACACUAGCUCUCUCAGAACAAGGUGUGUGCAUCACAAACCCUGAAGCCUGAGCAUCACAAAGUGCAAACAAAUGCACAAAAGAUUACCCCAUCACACCCCUAAGUCCUGCUGCCCACCCUUUACAUGCUUCUUACAAAGUCUGGAUGCUCAGAGCAGAAGUGGGAGUGCUCUGGAUCAGUCGGUGCUGGGCUGUGUCACUGUCAGUGGGGGGAUGGUGAGAGAAGUGAUCCUUUAUUUGGGUUUUAAAUAGGUGAAUUUCAACUCAAAUUAAUGUGUACAUGUAUAUAAAAACAAUGUUAAUUUUGAACUGAUUGUCAUGCUUAGACUGGCUUGAAAUUGGUAUGGUAAUUUGAACUUCAAUCUCCACAUCAUUAACCUCCCCAUUAUUGCCAGUAAUUAGGAGCUGAUAUGACCUAAAGGCAAAACAAGGCUCUGACAAUUCUUGCUGCUCCCAGAGCAUUGGAGUGUCCCUGUUCUGGUACCAGCAGCAGUAAUUAGCUCAGGCAUGCUUUGGUGCAGUGCUCGUGUCUGAGCUGACCUCGCAGCGUGCUUCCAUGUGCUCCAUGCCUUUCAGCACAGCUGCUGCUCCUGUAAGCCUGCACCGGACCCGUGAUGCAGAAGGCAGAGUAAUGUGGCCUAUCCAUCUAUCAAUGAAAAGUGGAUGGGGAAGGAGGAGAUAUGCUAUUUCUAAAAUUUUUGAUAUAAUGACCAGAAGCAAUUACUUCAGUUUGCAAUUUAGUAAAACCUUGGAUUUUCAGCGUUCGAAAUAUUGCAAAAAGAAAAGAAUUGCAUAAUAAAGAAUCAGCAAUAUAAGUUUUAUUUGAUCUCAUUUUAAUUCAAUGCCAGGUUUUAUCCAAAUAUAUAGAAAAUGACUAAAACUGUUCAUCUAAGUUGUAAGUUUAUCAUUCGACCCUUUCAAGCAUUGAAAUAUAAACAUUAAAAAUCUGAAUAAAUAUAAUCUAUAAAAAUGCUUAAAUAAAUUUAUACAAAAAUGUAUUCCAUACAUGCAUAAAUAAUCGCCAGUAAUGAGAAGUACAGAAUAAGCCUACUGAUGAUCAUUUCCAUCUCUUGGAAAUAAUUGCAAGAUAAAAAUAUAAAUAACAUUAAAAUCACUGAAACAAUGCUUUCCUGUUUGCUAGUAUAUAUAGUAACCAGUUAAUUAAAUCACUCUGACUUAAGAGCACCGUUUUUAUAUGAUGUUGCAAAUGAAACAGUAUAAAUAGUUUUAUAAUAAAUAAAUUCAAUAACUUAAGGCAUUCAUCUUUUAAAUAUUACACUACAUUAUGUAGCUAUGAAUAGGAUAGCAAGUACAUUAUUAAUGUUCCUGGCAUCAAACUGAUCAUAAAUCAUGGAAGGUCACAUGUAGGCAAAGCUCUAGGAUCCUAUAGUUAUUUUUUCAUCCUGACAUAUUACACUGCUGCUGAAGAGUACAUUUUCGUUGUGUUUUGCAUAAAUUGUUCGUAUUUCUCUAAAACCAGCCAAAUGUACAUCUUCUUCUUUGCUGUUCUCAUUGCUUGGAUCUCACUGUGAUUGUUCUGCAGAAGGUUCUUGUCCUUGCAGGUGUGAAACGCGUUUCUUUCGAGCAGCGUCAUGUUUAACUGGAUGGUGUUUACAUUCACAAAGUCAGUGAAAUUCUUACCGCAAAUCAUUUCUAUAUCACUUUUUAGGGUUUCUAAAACGUUGUAAAAUGUAUGCAUGCAGCAGUCUGCUUCUACAGCUGAGCACUUGGGUAUUUUCUUCAUCAUUUCAUUGACUUGGGUGUCAGUAGUUAGCCAGUUCUUGGUUGUUUGCGUUACAGGACUACAUACAUUCUGCAGGGGAGGAAGAGAGCGUGUUAAUCUUUUGGUUUCCAUCUUUCCUGGUAGUUUCCAUGUUAGACUAUCAAGGAGUAUUCCAUUGUGUCUGCUUGAGGUUUCGUUGUUGUUGUUCUAAUAGCUGUAUUAACACCUACUUUCCUUUAUCAAGUAAGUCUUACACACUGUCUGUGGCUGUGACUGUGCAGCACUUUCUAUCUUAAUAAUCUACUUGUCAUUGUUUUUGGCAUUUCUCAGUCUUUUUGUUGUUGUUGCCGUAUAGGUAAAAUUUCCUCAUGCUUUGACCAGAGCAUAUUUUUAUCUGUUUUAGCAGAAAUGGUUUAGAUUUCAAGAAUGAAUUCAGGGGAAAUGUUUUACACUGAUUUUUAUCAAUAUACGUUCCCAGGAAUUGAAAUUUGCCUGUAGCAUUGUUCCUUUGAUUCAGUGCAUGUUUUUGCCAUCUCUGAGGAAAGGCUGAGCAGGAUUUUUUUUCAGAAGUGAACUUGGCUGUCCUAGCACUACUGUCAAACUGAAGAGUAAGGCAGUCCUCUCUGUCUUCCCAGUGAUCUGACUAGUUUCAUUCUAGAAGCUGCCUGCUCCAAGCUCAGCGUGAAUUAGGAGAUGAAGAAAAAUGCAUAAGUCUGGAAGACCAGAGCUACCUAAACUGCCCUAGACAGUGCUCCAACAUGAUUGUAAAAUAAUGCAAUAUAAAUGCUUUCCUUCUUAUAUGGACUACUGAGAGGUGCCUCUUUCAGUUUCUAACCCAAAUAUUUCUUUUCUGGUCUUUCUGGUAUUUUAGAAUAAUUCAAGGCAUUCCUCCCCAGACAGAGGCCCAGCAAAUGCAAAAUAGUACACUUACGUAGUUUUUGAACAAGGUAGUUGCUCGCUUUUCUAGCACUAGAAGGGGCUUUAUGCUGGUAGUAUAAUGCUUCUGCCUCUGUCCUGUAGUAGUUUUCCCUUCUUCUGAGGCAGCUGUUGGUGCCAAGGAGACCAAAGGAACCAGUGAACAGAAGAGGAAGAUCUUAAAUGUGAUUUCUGCAUUCAGUUGAAGAAGAAGAGGAGAAGAAAUACAAUGAGUACAGUCUCAAGCCUCUACAUCAUUUUUGCAAAACAUCCUGGUUUUGUGCAGCACACUAGCAUCCUAGAGCAUAUGGACUUCAAGCAGCAGAGCUAAUGAUGAGCAUCACCCAUUGCAGCCAUGCGGCAUGGCUAAAUUGCACCCACCUGCUCGGCGUUCCAUGGUGGCUCAGGCAGCAGGAGACUUGCGAGAUGCUGGUGUUCAAGCUGCUUGUUGGCUGGAGAGCUGUGAAUGGGGAAGCUCGGUGGUGUUGAUGGGGACAGCUCGGUGGUGUUUAAGUACCAUGAGUUUUGCGUCAGUGGUUCCCCCCUGGUUUUUUGCGGAUGCCAGUGUGGGUUUUUUCUUUUUUUGAAAGAUUGCAUCAAAAGCUGGUUCAGAUGCGUUGUCACUGAUUGUGAUCUAGAAUGCAGUUUCGAGCUGACGCGGACAGUGUCCUGUAUCAUCAGUUUGACUAGGAGUCCAGUAUGCUUGGUUUAGCCAUCCCAUCUAAAUCCUCUGGAUCUCCAAAUGGUACAAUUUAGAUCAUGAAUUCUGUUGUUUCCUUCCUCAAACAUGCUGGAGUGUGCAAGCACACAACUGGGUUGUUGAAGCCAGCAACUAUCUCCUGAAGGGGCCAGUGCAAGAGUGGGCUAAUGCUGGAAGUGAAAGAGCCACAAGGGACUCGUAUGCGAGGCAGACCAGGCUGUGGAUGAGUGUGCACAUCCCUUGCUGGAUCUCCAUAACACCCUGUGCGCCAGUUGUGAGCCCUUGAUGCACACCAGCAGAGGAUGCCCAGGAACCACCUCUCAGCUCUCACCUUCUCUCUGACUCUGCUGAGGCUGUUUUUUCUGUGCGCAGUUACCAAAGGCAGGAGAACCUCAUAUGCAGCAAAACAGAAAACUUGUUCCUAGAACUUAGAAGCACGAGGCUGUAGAGGACUUGCAGAACUGCUGAUAUUACAGGACAGAAAUCAAAUUAGAGGAAACUCUUAUGAAUGCACCUUUGUGAAAAGAUACAGUGGCACGUUUUCACUUUUAAUUCUGUGACUAGAGAAAGGCUAGAGAGCAGUGGGAGAUUCAAAGACAAACGUGUGCCAGGUCCAGAAAACUUUCAAGGAGCGUCAUUAGGGAGUCAGAACAUUUUCUGUGUGAAGUUAUCCAUCUGACAAUGAAAGGCCCGAUGUGCAUAAGUUCCUAUGGUCACAGGGACUGCUUUCCAGGGCUGAACUGAUUCCAAAGACUUGAAAGGGAAGGGCAUUUCCUCUGUACCAUGUUGCAAUCAGGUCCAACUGGGCUGUGAUUUCAGCCUCAGUGGCUGGCCCAAGGUCAUGAUACUGGAGCUUCACAAACCCAACAAUGUUCUGUUGCUGCUGCCAAGGUCUGAAGCAGAGGGAUGCAGCCAACCCAUGGUGCUGAGCUGCUCCCUCUGAGAAUGGAACGGUAUUUGUUGUUGUACAACCCAUGUUCCCACAUGCUACACAGAACAAAGAGAAUAAGUUACCAUGGCCUGAGGUGUGGGGCAAGAGUACAGCAGAAUGCCGGAGAAGAACCCAGAAAGCACUGCUCUGGCAGAGACUUCUUUUAUUUGGAGCUAUGUGUUAUUUGGAGAUAAGUGUUUCUUUGCAGAAGGCAUCAUUUGGGAACAUCCCAACAAAGACACCGAUGAGUAUAGGUGGCUCCUUUCAGGUAGAAGACCACAUCCUGGAGGGAUGCUUGUUUGGAAGCACCAGAAAACAGAGAUGCAGUUGGUGAAAGCCCCACCGUGCAUUGCACAAGCAGGAGGUGACCAGGCAUCAGGCACUGCCAGUCCCUUCCAGUGGCCCCAGAACAAGUCCCGCUUUGUCACAUACGCAGGCUCCUCAGGGGAGGAGGAGGAGAGGCUGCCGGGUGAGGAAAGCCCUGAGGCGCUGCUGGAGCUGCUGAGCGACCCACACAGCCCCUGGGCCCUGCCACCGGGCUGCAGCCCCGAGGACCAGCGCCUGCGGGAUGUGGCUGUGCUGGCUCCCCAGCUCACCCGCGGCACCCGCGUCCUCCAGCUCUUCAGGUCCCUGCGGAUUGUUGGCAAAGAUGUGGAGGAAGUCGACAAGGAUCUGUUGCAGUUACAGCACCUGGAAGAGCUCACGCUCUGUGCCAACCAGAUCAGCAGGAUAACCUCAGCCAACCUGCCCCGAACACUGAAGGUCCUGGAGCUCUGCUGCAAUGCUGUGGCUGAUCUGGAGGGCCUGUGUGCUCAGCCUCCUCCGGAGCUGCAGCACUUGGGGCUUGGAUACAACAGGCUGCAUGGCCCUUUGCAGGACAAGCGCCUCACUGCAGACUUCUGGCCAAAUCUCAUCUCACUUGACCUGAGCUUUAAUAACCUGACGGAUCUGUUUGGGCUGGUCUCCCAGCUGUCCAGUCUGAAGAAGCUUCGCAUCCUGGUGCUCCAAGGGAACCCGCUGGCUCUCAUUCCUGCUUACAGAGGCUUCAUUGUGGACAGCCUGCCCAAGCUUUCCGUCCUUGAUGACAUCCAUAUAGAGCUUGAAGAGAGGUACCAGUUCUGUGGUUUAUCGAAGCAGCCAGAGCUGAUCAGAAGUGAAGCACAAGUGGUUGUGAGCAUUGGGAAAAUCAAGGGAGUUCCUGAUCCCAGCACACUCCAGGAGCUGGAGGUUGGCUCUGAGGCACCGGUGAUCACCUACAGCUACUGUGUGACCUACGAGUUUUCUGGAGAGGAGGUUGAGGAUGGUGGCACUGAGGUCACUGAGGUAAAAAAUCAUCAGAGUCCUGUGGUGGCCACUCAGGACGUGGACAGCUCUGCAAGGGACGUGAAGGAAACAAAGGGCCAGCAGGAGUGUGCAGCUAUGGAGGACCCUGUAGCACAUACUGCAGGGGUGUUUGUCACUCCUGGAAUGCCCUGGGCAGACACCAUUGACUGCAGCUACAGGAAAGAGCAUACUGCCAAGGAUUUAGUGGGGCUGAAGGACUACCUGCGAGCUGGAACGAUCGUCUCGGUGGUGGAGGAGAAGGUGCUCUGGUGGCCUGUCAGUACUGAUUCAGAGGAAAAUGCUGUAAAAAGUGGGAAGGAAAGAGAGGGGCUAAAGAAGGACAGCACCAAGGGUCCUGGGCACAGGGACAAGGAAAAGAAGAAGAAGAAGAAGAAGAAGAAGAAGGAGAAACCAUGUGAACUCCGCAGUGAUCCACCCAUUCGGAGGAUCCUGGGCUCUGGGAGGGUGGCCCUGGAAGCCUUGCUGGCCUCUGAGACGCUGGUGGCGACUGUGUGUGACUUUGGGAUCCUCAUCACCGAGCAGCGGCUGCAGCCACCAAAUCAGGAGGAGAAGUUGCUGAAAUAACCCUGCUGGAGAAACACCCGUCCCUGUUGGCAUUGUAAUUUAAUGUUGAUUUUAGCAGUAAGUACUAUUACUUUUCACGGGCCCCACAUUAAGAAAACAGAUGACUCUAUUUUUCCAUCCAAAAUUAAAGCUCGUGCUUUUUCUGAUGCUCUUUCUCUUGAAACAGCAACACAUACCAGCCGUCCUGACACUUUCUGUUUCAUGGAGUCUCUCCUCUUCUUCAAGCAUCUCUUCUGCUGUGCUCAUGCUUCAUGUCAUGCUUUCUUUAGCCCUUUGAAUGCCGGUGACAGAACCCAAGCAGCGAUGGCUGUCACAAGACUGAAUGUGGGCAGUGGAUUUCGACACUGCCUGACUGUGGAAAUGUCUGUCUCCACAGGACAAGAAAAAAGGCAAAGACAAGAGCAAAAAAACAAAAGCAGAGAAGGAAGGCCAGAAAGCCACAGUGCCUGCCAAAGG